This is a messenger RNA of Falco peregrinus (peregrine falcon), 3978 nucleotides long. It is a transcript of the gene COL6A6, whose product is annotated as collagen type VI alpha 6 chain. Lineage: Eukaryota; Metazoa; Chordata; Aves; Falconiformes; Falconidae. The record is from RefSeq and is a predicted model, not a curated record. Gene Ontology annotation, molecular function: serine-type endopeptidase inhibitor activity.
AUGGUCAAUGACUUUGAUAUCAGCAAAGCUAAGGGCUAUGUCCCGCAGGUAGCCAUUCUCAUCACUGGUGGAGAAUUCAGUGAUGAAGUUGAAUUGCUUGUCGGGAAACUGAAGAACAGAGACAUCUCCCUCUAUGUUGUUGGAGCUGGUGUCCAGAACGCAGCUGAGCUUCAGUGCUUCACAUCUAGCAUUCAUAUUCAUAGGUCCUUAGUGUCUGGAAAGGAACCAGUGCAGAUAUACCCAAGGUAUCCUAAUCAAAAAGAGAAACAGUCACCUUCUCUUAAACUGUCAGAUUUUUCAAAUUCGAAGAACUGCAUUCAAAAUUGCGACAUAGAUCUUUCUAUAGCAAUUGAUAUUUCAAGGCGCAUGUGGCCAGCAUCCACAGUGCUUCUGAAACUGAAAUUGCAAGCAUAUCUCCCCAGACUUUUACUCCAGAUGAAAUUGCUGCCAAAUACCAGCUGUAGUGCUGUCUCUCCAGUCAACAUUAGAUUCAAGUUCCAAGUGUUGGCGCAGACCAAACAAUUCAUCUUUGACUCUGAUUUUGAAGAUUAUAAUGAGGAAAUCAUCCAGAAGUUCUUAGAUGUACAGACCACUGUGGACACCUACCUAAAUUCAGACUUCUUACAGGCACUUGAAGAGAAGUUCUUUAGUGUGACCUCUGCUAAAGUUAAGGUUCUGUUAGUAUUUUCAGAUGGGCUGGAUGAUUCGCUGGAAGACCUCAGAAAAGCAGCUGACUCACUUCGCUUUAAAGGUCUUGAUGCACUUCUAUUAGUUGGCCUGGACAGUACACAGAAUUUGACUGAACUUCGGGAAAUAGAGUUUGGCAGAGGGUUUGGGUACAAUGAACCUCUGAGUGUUGGAUUUGCAGAGAUUGCAAACAUCUUGCAGAGAAACCUUGAUACUGUUGCAGAAAGGAAAUGCUGUAAGGUUGUUUGUAAAUGCCUUGGAGAAAAUGGUGACCAUGGUGGCCAGGGAAGUCCUGGAAGGAAGGGAAGUACAGGUUACAAAGGAUCUCCUGGCCAUCCUGGUGAGGAAGGCGGGAUUGGGGAGAGAGGCCCAGCUGGUUUCAAUGGGACUCAGGGAGACAGGGGAUGCCCAGGUGCCAGAGGCCGUAAGGGGUCCAGAGGCUAUAGAGGGAGUCAGGGUGAACAUGGUGAGAGUGGAUCUGAUGGCACUGAUGGAGAGCGGGGAGAACAUGGUCUUCCUGGACCUUCUGGAGAGAAAGGCAGCGCAGGAAAAUGGGGCAGAAAAGGCCCAAGAGGAGAACCAGGUGAACGAGGAGAAUCUGGUCUAAGAGGAGAUCAUGGAGAUCCUGGGAUUAGCAAUAAUGUUCCUGGUCCUAAGGGUGAAAAGGGAAACCCAGCACAGCAGGGAGACCCAGGACCACAUGGACUUGAAGGAGAGCAGGGUGAUGCUGGCCCUGAUGGUGCAACAGGUCGAAGAGGCCCUCCAGGUAUAAAGGGUGAGAAAGGAGAUCUGGGAGAAAUAGGUUACCCGGGAGACUCUGGUCUUCCAGGACCACAGGGCCCAAGAGGACUAGAAGGGAUCAAAGGACCUCCAGGACCACAAGGCGUGCCAGGACCUCUGGCUAGUCUGGGUGCCCCAGGUUCACCUGGCUCUGUUGGGAAGUUAGGUGCAAGAGGACCAAAGGGUGAACCUGGUGACCCUGGAGAGAAGGGCCCAGUGGGACCAGCUGGACUGAGAGGCAUGCCUGGCAAGGGUGGCAGAGAUGCCUAUGGUUCUGAAGGAAGCAAAGGAGCAAAGGGAGAAUCUGGAUUCAUAGGAUAUCCUGGUCUGGAGGGAGAAGAUGGAGACCCAGGCAUUCCAGGAGCUGAAGGACCCAAAGGAGUUAGGGGUAGAAGAGGUAAUGCUGGCACACCAGGUUCCCUGGGAGAUCCAGGGGACCAGGGGCCAUCAGGAGCUAUGGGUGCCAAGGGACCAAUGGGCACCAUUUUAAUGCAGCCUUGUGAACUUGUGAAUUUUACACGAAAAAACUGCCCUUGCUCAUCAGACACAUGUCCAGUUUAUCCAACUGAAGUGGUGUUUGCCUUCGAUAUGUCUGAAGAUGUUACACCAGCUGCAUUUGAAAGAAUGAGGAACAUUGUUAUGUUAUUGCUGAAAACCAUUAAGAUUAGUGAAAGCAAUUGCCCAACAGGUGCUCGUGUCUCCAUAGUUUCUUUCAAUACAAAUAUGCGCUACCUCAUCCGAUUCUCGGAAUUCCAAAAAAGCCACUUGCUGCUACAAGCAGUCCAGAGAAUACCGCUAGAAAGAUCGACUGGAAAACGUAAUAUUGGGGCAGCCAUGAGAUUUGUUGCAAGAAAUGUCUUCAAACGUGUUCGUCAGGGCAUCCUCACAAGGAAAGUUGCCCUCUUUUUUGCCCAUGGUCCAUCGCAGGAUGAUGUUGCCAUCAGCACAGCUGUACUUGAGUUGAGUGCCUUGGAUAUCACUCCAGUGGUUAUUGCCUUCAGUGAAGUGCCAAAUGUCAGACAUGCCUUCUCAGUUGAUGAUACUAGAAGAUUUCAAUUAUUUGUUUGGGAAAGACAACAGGAUGAAAGUUUGGAGAGCAUCACAUACUGUACUCUUUGCUUUGAUAAAUGUAAACCAAGCACCAACUGUGAGGUACCCUUUUCUCCCCCUCUUCUAAUGGAUAUGGAUAUCACUUACAUCAUGGACAGCUCUCGCAGCAUCAGCAGUGAAGAUUUUCAGAGAGCCAAAGACUUUGUGAGCAACAUGCUAGAUCAAUUUGUUGUUUCCUCGCAGCCAAAUGAAUCGUAUGGAGGCAUCAGAGUGGCAUUGGUGCAGCAGGCUCCCAGGGGCUUCCUGCCUGACAGAAACCAGACCCCUGUGGCCUUGGAGUUUGAUCUAGUCACAUACAGCAAUAAAGAUUUGAUGAAGAAGCAUAUUCAAGAGUCUGUUCACCAACUGGAAGGGCCAUCAGCCAUUGCUUCUGCCCUACAGUGGACAGUUGAAAAUGUAUUCUUUAAAGCCCCCAGACAAAGAAAACACAGGGUCAUAUUCACAAUAGUUGGAAGCAAAACAAGCGCAUGGGACAGAGAGAAGCUGAGAGAGAUUUCACUUGGAGCCAAGUGCCAAGGAUUCACCUUGUUCACUCUUGCCCUUGGCACUGAUGUGAGCGAUGAUCAGCUGAUGGAGCUGUCAAGCUCCCCCACAGACCAGCACUUACUGACAUUGGGCAGGGUUUCAAUGCCUCAAAUGGUAUACGCUCAGAGGUUUAGCCGGGCAUUUCUGAAUCUUCUACAACAAGAAACGAACAGUUAUCCUUCACCUGAACUUCAAGAAGAGUGUGAAGACUUAGAUCAGGGAGACACACAACAGCAAGUGUCUAUGAUUGAAAGGAUGCCUUUCCCUGGAACUGAUGAAACUGGUUACAGUCAUGGUUUAGAAAGCAUUGAAAGAGCUGAAAGUAGACUCCUGGAGAAUAUUAAAGAGAUCAUCACAGAACCUGUAUAUACAAUGCCAAAAGAAAUCAGAUAUGAUUAUGAGGAGAAUGAGUAUUUUGCAGAGGAAGAUGCUGGAGAAGAAAAGCCACAGGAGUAUGAAGAAGCGCACGAGAAGAACAAGGCAAACUUAGAGGCAACAGUAGAAACUAGAGCUACCUGUAGUGACUAGGAGGCAUGUGACCUUGUUCAAGAUAGUGGAGAAUGUCAGAAUCAUGUCCUGAAGUGGUACAAUGACAAAGAGCAGAAAAUGUGUGGUCAGUUCUGGUACGGGGGCUAUGGAGGCAGUAAAAACAGAUUUGAAACACAAGAAGAAUGUGGAUUCUUGUGUAUAGAGUCUUCCUAGUGCAGAUACUCUCAAAUUACUUUAAUUCUUCAGUUAUACUACCAGGGUGAUGGGAAAAAGGAAUUGAAAGAGAAAGGUUUACGUAGCCACUCGGCUCCUCCAUUUCAGUUGAAAGAAAUACUUGAUUGUGAAGUUACUAGAUAGUAACUUAAUAGUGAAAAUAAAAUCAAAAGU